Molecule: messenger RNA, 2250 nt
Organism: Musa acuminata subsp. malaccensis (wild Malaysian banana)
Lineage: Eukaryota; Viridiplantae; Streptophyta; Magnoliopsida; Zingiberales; Musaceae
Product: 65-kDa microtubule-associated protein 1
Biological process (GO): microtubule cytoskeleton organization; cytokinesis by cell plate formation
Cellular component (GO): cytoplasm; spindle
Molecular function (GO): microtubule binding
Source: RefSeq, a predicted model, not a curated record
AAAGCGAACGCGAACGCGCACGCACACCGUCACCCUCGCUUCUCUCACACCCAGAGCAGCAGCAGCAGCAGCAGCGGAGGAGGGUAGAGAGGAGCACGGAAGCGCUCGGAUCUCCUCCUGAGAUCCACCCCUCCGAACCGUAGCCCUCCGAUCGACGCUCUACGAAAUCUCAGCUAGUUGGAGCGGUCUAAAAUUCAUACUUCGUGACAAGGACUCGCUUGUUGCAUGUUUCAUCAGUCAGCAGGAGUAAGCUUUCUUACUGUUCUAUAAGGUUCCCUUGAGCUGUAAAUGGCUGUUUCAGAUACUCAGAAUCCAUUAUUAGGUGAAACAACAUGCGGAUCUUUGCUGCAGCAGUUGCAGCUAAUAUGGGACGAGGUUGGUGAAAGUGAUGAAGAACGCGAUAGGAUGUUGCUUCAGCUAGAGCAAGAGUGCUUAGAGGUAUAUAAGAGGAAAGUUGAGCAGGCUUCAAAGACAAGGGUCCUUCUUCUGCAGUCCUUGGCUGAUUCGAAAGCUGAGCUUCUCAGACUGCUUUCUGCUCUUGGAGAAAAGUCUUUUGAUGGCAUCCCUGAUAAAUCCUCUGGCACAAUCAAGGAGCAACUAGCAGCUAUAGCACCACUUCUGGAGCAACUGUGCAAGCAGAAAGAGGAUAGGAUAAGAGAAUUUGCUGAUGUGCAACUGCAAAUUGAGAAGAUCCGUGGAGAAAUUGCUGGAACUUCAAUAAUUGGUGAGCAAAUGAGGACACCAACAGUUGAUGAGGAGGAUUUGUCACUGAAAAAGCUGGAUGAGUAUCAGCAACAACUGCAAGAACUCCAGAAAGAAAAGAGUGAUAGGCUGCACAAGAUCCUUGAUUUUGUUAGCACAGUUCAUGAUCUGUGUGCUGUUCUGGGGUUGGAUUUCUUCAGUACGAUAACUGAAGUUCAUCCUAGCUUAAAUGACUCUGUUAGUGUACAAUCAAAGAGCAUCAGUAAUGAUACCUUAUCCAAGCUUUCUGGGAUGGUCAUGGUGCUUAAAGAAGAUAAAAAAAUGCGACUAAAAAAGCUUCAAGAGUUAGCUGCUCAGCUUACUGAUCUUUGGAAUCUGAUGGAUACACCAAUGGAAGAGCAGAGUCUGUUUAGUCAUGUAACCAGUAAUAUGUCUGCUACAGUGGAUGAGGUCACUGUUCCUGGAGCUCUCGCCCUUGACCUGAUUGAGCAGGCUGAAGUGGAAGUUGAAAGGUUAGAUCAGCUAAAGGCAAGCAAGAUGAAGGAAAUAGCUUUCAAGAAACAAACUGAACUUGAAGACAUUUACACUCAUGCUCAUGUAGACAUCGAUUCUGCAGCUGCAAGAGAUAAAAUAUUGGCUCUAAUUGACUCUGGAAAUGUUGAACCUUCAGACUUACUUGCAGAAAUGGAUAACCAGAUAUUGAAAGCUAAAGAGGAAGCAAUGAGCAGGAAAGAAAUUUUGGAAAAGGUUGAAAAAUGGAUGUCAGCAUGCGAAGAAGAAAGCUGGCUUGAAGACUAUAAUCGGGAUGAUAACAGAUAUAACUCGAGUAGAGGUGCACAUUUAAAUCUGAAGCGUGCUGAAAAAGCUCGUGUAUUGGUUAACAAGAUUCCAGCUCUUGUUGAUAUGCUGGUUGCCAAAACUCGUACAUGGGAGGAGGAUCGUGGCAUGCCAUUCACCUACGAUGGUGUUCCACUUCUUGCGAUGCUAGACGAAUACACCAUGCUAAGGCAGGAAAGAGAGGGGGAGAAACGAAAGCAAAGGGAUCAAAAGCGCAUCCAUGAGCAACUUGCCACCGAACAAGAAGCUUUGUUCGGUUCAAGGCCAAGUCCAGCCAGGCCGCUUGGUCCGAAGAAGGUGGUGGGGCCUCGCCCAAAUGGCAGUACAUCAAAUGGGACCCCAAGCCGGCGGCUAUCCCUCAAUGCCCAUCAAGGCAGUGCUAACGGUGUUCGAUCUAUGAGCAGGGAUGGAAAGCGAGACAGCAACAGGCCUGCAGCUCCAGUGAACUACGUCAAGGAGGAGGCAGCCUCCCAAAUGUCUGCCACUGAACAAGCUCCAGCUUCACCAUGACUACAUUUGCACCUCUUCUCCUUCUCAAUUGAUGCAGUCGUUGUUAGGUUGUGAUAAGUUGAUCUACUUGACCGAGGAAUCAGCUCUAUACUUAUAAACUGUGUCCUGUUUACUUUCCGAACAUAAUAUUUGUCAUUGUAAUUAAAUAAGCAUGCCUUGUAUUACUUCAUUUCUGGUGAAGACUACGCUUAAUUAACAGAA